Mizuhopecten yessoensis (Yesso scallop) is the source of this 5299-nucleotide messenger RNA. RefSeq names its product alanine--glyoxylate aminotransferase 2, mitochondrial-like. Gene Ontology annotation, biological process: glyoxylate catabolic process. Bases 101 to 1591 code for a protein of 496 amino acids. Gene Ontology annotation, molecular function: pyridoxal phosphate binding; L-alanine:glyoxylate transaminase activity. The transcript has 14 exons. NCBI's taxonomy places the organism in Eukaryota, Metazoa, Mollusca, Bivalvia, Pectinida, Pectinidae. The record is from RefSeq and is a predicted model, not a curated record. Gene Ontology annotation, cellular component: mitochondrion.
AGCUAUAGCCUGCUAAGCGCUGCGCUCUUACUCUAUGUGUUUGUAGGUCAUAGGUCAAUAAGCCCCGGUCAAACUGAUACGUACACAACACACACACAACAUGGCUCUCGUAGGCAGGACGAAUUUACUGAGGAAAAGUUUAUGCUCAUGGGCACGGGCAUGUCAGCAUGGCAUGGCCAGUUCACUGGCACCACAGAUGCCUCCCUGUGACUUCAAACCAGAUGCCUACAAGGGUAUGGAGUUGUCUAAGGUGAAGCAGGUGAGGAGUGACAACCUUAACCCCGCCCUGUUCACCUAUUACAAGAAACCCCUGCUGGUUCACCAAGGACACAUGCAGUGGCUGUGGGAUGUGGACGGUACCCGUUACCUCGACCUGUUCGGAGGAAUCGUCACUGUUAGUGUCGGCCAUUGUCAUCCGACUGUGAGGAAGAGGGCUGAGGAACAGCUGGGGAAACUGUGGCACACAACCAAUAUCUACCUCCACCCAACCAUCCAUGAGUAUGCUGAGAAGCUCACGUCUACACUGCCAGGUAACCUCAAGGUGUGUUAUUUUACAAACAGUGGUUCUGAAGCCAACGACAUGGCAGUUCUCAUGUCAAGAAUGUACACAGGAUCUUACGACAUCCUGUCUCUCAGAAACUGUUACCAUGGUGCCAGUCCAUAUCUGAUGGGUCUGACCGCCCUGAACACCUGGCGUUAUAAUGUUCCCUCAGGGUUUGGCAUGCAACAGACAAUGAACCCUGACCCCUACCGAGGACCCUGGGGAGGAGCACGGUGUAGGGAUUCCCCCUGUCAGGUUCAGAGGUCAUGUGACUGUGCUGAGGGUCAGUGUGAAGCAGGUGACCGCUACCUUGAACAGCUGGAGGAUGUCCUGAGAUUCUCAAUGCCCAAAGGCAAAGUGGGGGCUUUCUUUGCAGAAUCCAUUCAGGGAGUUGGAGGGACUGUCCAGUUUCCUAAGAAUUUCCUGAAGCGAGCAUUUGAGAAAAUACGGGAACAUGGAGGUCUGUGUAUAUCUGACGAGGUUCAAACAGGCUUUGGAAGGACAGGAACUCACUUCUGGGGAUUUGAGGGACAUGACGUCGUACCAGAUAUAGUGACUAUGGCAAAGGGUAUGGGUAACGGAUUCCCAUUGGCUGCUGUGGUAACCACACCAGAGGUUGCCAACAGUAUGGGCAAAGCUCUCCACUUCAACACCUAUGGAGGCAAUCCUCUCUCCUGUGCUGUGGGAUCCUCAGUACUUGAUGUAAUCGAGGAGGAAGGGAUCCAGAACAACGCCCAUGUUGUCGGUACCUACUUCCUCUCAGAACUUGAGAAGUUACGUGAUGACUUUGAGAUUGUGGGAGAUGUUCGAGGAAAAGGUCUCAUGAUAGGUGUGGAGUUGGUACAGGACAAGGCAACGAAAACACCACUGCCUGCAGAGGACGUCAACAGUGUAUGGGAGGAUAUGAAGGAUAUGGGUGUCCUCAUUGGCAAGGGAGGGGUGUAUUCAACGGUGCUGAGAAUCAAACCGCCAAUGUGCCUUUCAAUGGAAGAUGCUAAGUUUUCAAUAGCUGUGUUCCGCCGAGCCCUGGAGAACUACACUGCCAAGUGAGGGGUUUAGAAUGUGUGAAACCUGCCAAACUCAUUGUUUUGUUAAAAACAUUUUAUACCCAAUUUUUAUAUUUGUAUUCUAAGAACCGCUAGUCAUAUUAUAUAUUGAUCAACAAAUGAUACUAUAAAAAACAUUUUUUUGCAAAGAGUGGUAAAUAUUGGCUCCUAAGUACAAUAUUUAUGUAUAUACUUACUAUGUGCAACAGUACAAUACUGUAUACAAGAUCCUUUUUGUAGGAGCAUUUUGCUUUUAAAUAUUCAUGAUGAUGUGAAUCUUAAAAUAAUCAGAAACAGGAAAAUGAAUUCUGAGCAAUUUUGCGUUUUCCACAUAAAUGCAAAUAUGUUUUGUGCUUUUCAACAUUAUUGCAGAAAUAUCAAUGUUCAAAAUCAAUGUACAUCGGAUUGGAUCAUCGUCUCUGUCACAGGUGUUUGAACUGAUUGACCCUCCCCCUAAAUUUGAAAAACAAUCAGACUUGAGGAAAGCAACUACUAAUACUUAUCUCAAUCUAUCAUGUAAUUAUAGUAGUCUUGCUCAGAUAAAAAAAGGGAUUGGGCAAGUCAAUUCAAGAACAGGUGGUUAUAUAUGUGUUGUCAGUAUUUUAAGUUUUUACUUUCAUAAAAGCAUUGCUCAAUAGAACUCUUGUCAAGGUCAUUAUCUAAUGUUUUCAAGGUCGUUAUCUAAUGUUGUCAAGGUCGUUAUCUAAUGCUGGUAAGGAUUUCAGUUUAAUUUAACGCGCGUUGUGAGCUUGGUUGGUCCAGCUGCUGGUCAGAAUUUGGGGUUCAAUCACACUGAUAUCCUUUUUAUGUCGUAGUCUUUAUGUUACAUUUUACCCAGUUAGGAUCUUCAAUUUUUGUACAUAUUUAGGAUUCUAGUGUCUGUAUAAUUAACAUUUAUUAUUAACCAUUACAGAUUACACCUACAUAGCCGUGACACAGGACAUCUACUGUACAUUUAAACUUUUACUAAACAGAUACAGUUUCAGUGUUGGCUACUUGUAUUCUAUGCAAAACCUGUUGUGAUUAAUUUCAAUUUUUUAUAUCUUGAAAAAACACCCAGUGUCAGUUAUUUCGGUUUUGAUUUUCAGUCAAGACAAUGCAAGCAUAGGUCUAUCUCAUUUAACAUUUCAAGAAUCUAAAUAAAAUAUCCAGCCAAUUUUCAAUGUUAAAAGUUUAUGUCAGUUAGUUCUGAAAAAUUGUUCUAUUUAAGGCUGCAUUAGUAUUGAUCAGUCAAUCACAGAUUUUGGUUUUCUCCGAGCCAAUAUAAAACCAUGUUACCUCGUGAAACGAUUGACAUAAAACAAUACCACUGCAGUAUAUGGCAGGCCGUUUUAGCAUUUGAUCAUCAUGAAGUAUGUGUGCUAGGUCAUGUGUCUGUAGUUUGACAAAGGUGUAAGUUUGUUCUGAAAUGUAGCUUUGUUUGUGAAAUUGUAACAUAUCACAUGAAUAUGUUAAAUUUGCUAGAAAUUUUAUAUUGCGAUGUUACUGGAUUACAUGUUAUAGUGCUUUAAGGAUAAACUUUCUAUUUUGGUGAGGUCAUGAAAUGAUGAACGAAGUUUUAAAUAACCAAUCAAAUUCUCAGAACAGGUGAGACAAUCUACAUUUUGCUAGACUUAUGUUGUCAUCUUAUCAACUUGCCAAAAUAGAAUGUAAUUGUUUUUUUACAGCAACUUUGCUAUGACAUGUUCACAGAUAUGUAUGAAAUAGUUUGACCAGUGGAUGGAUAUUUCAUCAUAAAGAUAUAUUAAUGUGUACAUUUGGUACAAUACAACCUGAAUGUUACAUACAUAUAGGUUUACCCUGCACACACUUGCUGUGCUCACCAUUGUAUCUCAUCAACAAAAAACAUAAAAAAAAAUCAAUUGUUAUUAAUUUGUCCACAUGUUUUGUGGUAGAGAUCAGUCAGACAUGUACACUUGUCAAAUUCUCUGGUAGAAUUUAGGGAUAUCUCCUUUUAAUUGGAACACUGGUUUUUCUAGUGCGGAGCGUAAUGUAAAUAAAUAACUUUAUUGUAAUACACCUUUAUAAUAACUUUAUUGGUAUACACCUUACAUACACAUGUAUCAUUUUAAUGUAUACACCUUAUAUAGUUAUAUGCACUGAAACUAGACCAACAGUCGCCUUAUCUGAAUAUUUCAAUCCAUUUUGAGGUUGCUAAAAACAGGUUCCCUUGUAUUAUAUGCUUAUACACCUUAUAAACAUUGAAAACUGAUUUUACUGAUACACUGCCUUGUCCAACGGAAUUUUGUAGCCAUUUUAAAGAGUUAAGAGAAGUUUCUUUGUAGUAUUUAUGUUAUACACCUUGUAUAUAUAUAUUGAAACCUGAUUUUACACAUGACUGUAUGUCGACAGAAUGUUUAAGUUCCUAUGUUGAUGUGUAAUAAUGCUUUACACCUUAAAUUAAUAGGAUUAUGCAUCCUAAUUUUAUGAUAAUAUUAUGAUUAUGCACAAUGGAACUUGACUUAACCAACACUCUGUUUUGUCUGACUGAAUGAUUUGGUCCUUUUUGAGGUCGGUAAAUCAGGUUUUCGUUGAAGUACAUGUUGUGUACCUUGCAUAUAUACAUUGAAAAUCUGAAUAACCUGAGGUACUGUCUUGUCCAACCCAAUUAUUGUGUCCCUUUGAAGUUGGUAAAGUUUGGUUUCGUUGCAGUAGUAUUUAAAAUUUUACACCUUAUGCAAUUAACAAUUAUUAUAUACAUUGAAACCGGUUUUCACUGGCUGAAAAAAUUCAGUCUAUUUUGCGGUCAGUAGAAAAAGGUUUUAUUGUUAUACCAGGUACAUGUAUUACCAAUGAUAAACACAUUACUUAUCUAUAUUUAGUGGAAUUUUUAUUGUCUGACUGAAUGAUAUAGUCCCUCUGUUAAUACUUUUUACCUUAUAGUGUAAUUAGGACAACAGUUAUAUUAUUUUGUAGUGUUAAUAAUCUAGUGUACAAUAUAAAUCUUUUCCAUAGAGUAGCAUUAUAAAGUCAUUGGGUGUUCAAUGUAAUACUGGUAGGAGAAACAGAAAUGCAUAGCCAGACCGGGAUUCGAACCAGGGACCCUCCAAACUCUAGACGGACGCUCUACUCAUUGAAUUACCAGGUCACCGGUGAUCGACAAAGUCCCGUUCCGCUACAUUUCAUUAACAACAGUAACCAAACAUGGGAAAGAUUGAAAAAUUUGAUUUACUUUCGCUGCCUGCAUUGAAGCCAGUUAAGUAAUGUCUCUCUAUAUAUCCUGGAGGGAGACGAGAGGAAAGAUUUUUCUUGCACAUGUUUUACUUUUAAAAUCAAGAAGCAUGAUCUUCAUCUUACUUUUUUUUUACUCCACAAUAAUUCAUUGCACAUAACUACAUGCUAUUUUACACAAUUGGUUUUGUCAAAUAGGUGUUAUUGUAUGUAACUAUUUUGGCUAAUUACUAAUUAAUAUUUUGCCUAAUGGAUUCUCCCCAUGAAUUAAGUGAUAGAUGCAGGUUUACAAGUCUGGUGUCAAUAAAUUUGUAUUCAAGAUGGUGCUAAACAUAAUAUUCUAACAGUGUUCAGAGGAUAACCAUCAGCAGCGAUGCUGUAAUCAACCCGAGUGGCAAGUGGUAUAGUUAGAAACACAAAUAAAAUGAAAACGUAAUGGAAGGGUGGUUUAUGAAAAUACAAUAGUACUAUUCUGUCUUUGCGUAUUGCAGAGUUAUCUUCUCUUGGGAGCAGGUAUUGAUUGUUACGUCAUUGGUCUGUG